Messenger RNA from Apis cerana (Asiatic honeybee), 583 nucleotides. RefSeq names its product small proline-rich protein 2B. The record is from RefSeq and is a predicted model, not a curated record. Lineage: Eukaryota; Metazoa; Arthropoda; Insecta; Hymenoptera; Apidae.
AUGUCAGUAAUCGUAAAAUGUAUACGACCUUAUGGUAAAAAAGAGUUAAAACAGAUAAUUGAGAGUUGCGGUUGCUGCCCACCAAUGGAUCCACAAUGUCCACCAUUAUGCUCUACAUCGUGUCCACCUCAACCAAUUUGUACCUAUACAUGCCCUCCAAUCAAAUUGGAACCAAAUAAUUGUUGCCCAUCUAUGCCAAUCACCAGUAUGCCAUGUCCUUCUGAACCGCCACUUUUACCUUGCGCCCCACGCUCUUUCGUUUGUCCGCCCUGCACAGGUCGUCCAUGUAUUACUUGUGCACCUUUACCUAAACCAGUUCCUGCACCUUUUGAAGUCGGACCUGUUUAUAGAGCACCAGUUACCACUGGUGGAUUAUUCUAUAUGGGAACAAUUAGAUGUUAUCCUUGCUUAUCAUAUGCUUGUUGAAUUAUACCAACUUCUAUCAUAUGUCUGUUAUAUAAUAAAUUCAUAAAGAAAAUAUAUUUAUCACUUAGGUUUAACUUAUUGUUUAAUUUGAAUUUUUUAUUAAUUAUAAAUAUCUGUACACAUUUUAUAUUUAAAUAUAAAACAAAUGUCAUUACAA